CCGCCCCCUCCCUGCCUGCGCUGCUUCGCUUCUUCCUUUCUACCGCCAAAACUCUCUCCUCCUCUCUUCCUGUUGCCAUGCCCACCCAUAGCGAUCACUGCCUCUCCCUCCUUGCCUCCCUCCACCGCCGUGGCUUGCCCUCUGUCGCCCUCUCCGUUCGUUAUGCCUCCUCAUCAGGCCUAGGCCUCCCCGUGGACCCUGCCCGCCUCCUCCGCCGUGGCUUUCCCUCUGUCGCCCUAUACGUCCGCUAUGCCUCCUCAUCAGGCCUAGGCCUCCCUGUGGACCCUGCCCGCCUCCUCCGCCGUGGCUUUCCCUCUGAAGUCCUCUCCGUCCGCUAUACCUCUUCGUCUAUCUCCGACCCAUUCCUUCUUGACUCAAUGAUCCUAUGCUACUGCGAGCUCCGAGACCUUCCCCGGGCCCAAUUCCUUUUUGAUUCCAUCAUAAAGCUCGGAACUUUGCCCAGUUUAGCCUCAUACGGCGCGUUACUUCGGCUAUUGUGUGUCAAAGAGCAGUUGUCGCACGCUCUGUCACUGUUUUUCUGCAUGGGGGGAUAUGGUGUUCUCCCGCCCGAGUCCUCUUAUCACGUUUUGAUUCCUCGGUUGUGCUCCAAGGGUUACCUGAAUGAAGCAUGCUUCCUGUUUGAUGUAAUGCUUGCUGAUGGCAUCCGACCUUCUCUCUCUUUGUUGAAGUCUUUGGCCUAUGGGUUUUGCAAAGGGCAGAGAAUGUUGGAAGCCGAGCGAGUUUGUAGGCUCAUGAAGUCGCAUGGGUUCUUUUUGGAUCGUAGCUUGUGCGCGGCGAUGAUUCAUGGGUACUGCAGGGAAAGAAGGAUAAAUUUGGCUUAUGAUCUUUUUAAGGAAUUGAUUGUCUGUGAACCAGAUGUAUACUUGUUUAAUACAAUGAUCUAUGAGCUCUUGAAGUUUAAUGUUGUUGAUGGGGGUUGGGAGUUGUUCCGUGCAAUGGUGAGAUGUGGCCUCAAGCCAAAUGUGGUUACUUUUAAUAUGAUGAUCAGCCGGUACUGCAAAAACUCUAAUGUGGAUUUUGCUUUGAGGCUUCUUGACACAAUGAAGAGUUAUGGUUUGACCCCAAAUCUGCAUCACUAUACUGCAGUGAUGACCGCACUUUGCAAGGCGAAGAGAUUCGAGGAGGUGGAUAAGUUGUUUGAUUGUGCGACAGAAUUAUUUAACCAGAUGAAUAGGGAUGGAUGCAUUGCUGAUAAUGUUACUUUUGAUACACUUAUUAAAGGUUAUUCUAUUGCUGAAAGAGGGAUGGAGGCAUUAUCUCUUUUUCCCGUGAUGCGAAAGAGAGGGUUUUUCCCUAGCAAAUUUUCUUGUCAUAGAUUACUUGACUGCUUUUGUCAAAGUCAUGCUAGCGAUCUUGCAUUUAGGCUAUUUGAGGAAAUGGUCUCACAUGGCUAUACACCACAGCAUGAUAAAUAUAACAAAUUGCUCCUCAUGCUCUUGGAAGAGGAAAGUUUGCAGGCUGCUUACAAAACCUUCGACAUGAUGCUUAAGAGAGGAAAAACUCCAGAUAAUGAGACAAAGAAACAGCUGCUCAAUAUUUGUUAUAAGCAUGGAGAAUAUGAUCUGGCUUUUAAGAUUGACAAAAAUAUACCAGUAUAUGAGUGAGUAAGGGGUUGUUUGGAUUGGCUUUUAAAAAAAGUGCUUUUUUUUAAUUUUGUAGAAGCACUUUUAGAAUAAGUUAAGUGCUUAUGCAUAUUUUUCGUUUGGAUGUAUUAGUUUCAGAAACACUUCUGUAGUUGUAAAAAUGUUUGAAUGUUUAUUUAAAAAUUACUUUUACAGCAAAAAAUUACUAAAAUACCUUUUUACUAGAUUGACUGAGGGCAUUUUAGUAAAUACACUUAACCAAAUAACUUAUCAAAAACAGUUUAUUUCCAUAAGCUAGUCUUUGGCAGCUUAUAAAAUAAACUGUAUUUGAGCUUAUUUCACAGCUUGAGCUUAUUCAAAAAAACCCAUCCAAACACAAUAUAAAAUCUCAUAAGCACUUAACUUAUAAAAUAAGUGCUUUUGGGUCAGCUAUAAGCUGAUCCAAACAACACCUAAUGCUUUCUGUAACUCAAAAAUUCAGUUGUUGAUGGAUGAUGCAUGCCAGUCCCUCAGAUAAAUUCUCCUCUCUGGGCAGGUAAAUAUUUCUUUUUCUUUAAUUUGCAUGCCUUCCUGGAACUGGAAGCCAUAUAAAUAGAAAUAUCCUUUUGAUGAGUUUACUAUUCCUAAUGAAGCAUAUAUGUUUUACUUGAAGGGUUCUGCCUGAAGGUUGAGCACCCAGAUGCCUCUUUUUUGUGCUAUCGGUGGAGAGUCAGGGACUUGACCUCUGUUACUUCAAAAAAUCUUAUUAAACACUAGCAUAGUCUUCAAUUCUUAAUGCAGGCUACUCAAACAGCAUUGUUUUAAGCCAGCUUGUAAUAAAGGAUUCUGAAAUGACAGA
Molecule: messenger RNA, 2442 nt
Organism: Dioscorea cayenensis subsp. rotundata (Guinea yam)
Lineage: Eukaryota; Viridiplantae; Streptophyta; Magnoliopsida; Dioscoreales; Dioscoreaceae
Product: pentatricopeptide repeat-containing protein At3g53700, chloroplastic-like
Exons: 1
Coding region: 78-1625 (515 amino acids)
Molecular function (GO): protein binding
Source: RefSeq, a predicted model, not a curated record